Trichobilharzia szidati is the source of this 474-nucleotide messenger RNA. The record is from the annotation of a GenBank genome assembly. NCBI's taxonomy places the organism in Eukaryota, Metazoa, Platyhelminthes, Trematoda, Strigeidida, Schistosomatidae.
GAACAUUUAAUAGGUUGAACUGUGUUUGUUUUUAUUCGCGUAGUUACCCUUACGGAUUCGUUGGAAAUUGCUUCGAGAACUCACGUGAAGAAAAGAUGGCUGCUCGUGCAUUCAGAAAGUUCGCUCCUCUCUUUGACCGCGUUCUUGUCCAGCGCUUCGAAGCUGAGACAAAAAGCAAAGGUGGCAUCAUGCUUCCAGAAAAGUCAAAGGGCAAAGUUCUUGAAGGGACGGUAGUUGCACAUGGUCCGGGUGUUAAGAAUGAGAAAGGUGAAAUAAUCCCCAUGUGUGUCACUGUUGGUGACAAAGUUUUCCUUCCUGAGUAUGGUGGAACUAAAGUUGUUUUGGAAGAUAACGAAUACUUUCUGUUUCGGGAAUCUGACAUAUUGGCCAAGUUCGAGAACUGACCGACCCCACUGUCUUAGUCUCCCUUCCAUUGUACACUAACUACUGAAAUUACAUAGCUUUCAUUUCCAA